AGAUUGCUAUAUCUUCUUUGCCAUUGACGCCUUUAUCGUUUUCUCACACCACGCUCUCCUGCCUUUCUUGAAUCGGUCCUAGUCCACGCCUGCCUGUCUCUUGAACUUUUCAUUCCCACGAAAAUUCUCCAAAUUCCUCUCUUCUUAUCUAAUCCAAACUAGUACCAUUCAAAGCCUAAGAGAAGGAACAAAAAAGAGAAAAAAAAUUGGAGGAGCUAAAGUUGAGAGAUGCUUGGAUGGAUACAAGUUACAGUGGUGGCUUUGUCCAUCGUAGUUCUUACUUCCCUUCUUGUUCUUUUGGUUUGGAGGUGGUGUCGUUGCAGACAACGUAAAGAAGUUGUAGAACCGUUAGGCGUUCCGAGUUUUCGAGCAACUGGGAUUGGGAAUAAUGUUUCAAGAGCUAGUGUUCAUCAUCAACCUGAUAAUUCAGAAGCUAGAAGAAGAGGGAAUCAUGUUUUUCAACGUGGGGUUUCGGUGAAACCUUUGUUCAGUUGGGGUGAUAAUCCAUCACUCAUUACCGAUGCUGUUGAGAAUGGAUGGUCUCAAUUUGCUUUCAUGGACAACAACACAUCAACAAGAUCAACAUCACUGCUGGGUUUAUGCGCUGUUGGUGAUCAAAGGAAUGAAACUGAGGCUGAAAUAAGCUGGGAAGUUUGUCCAGGAUCAGUGGAAUACAUGCAAAAGAUAAGGUUCAAUUCAGGGUUAAAGAGAGUGAGUCUAAGCCAACCUUCCACAACUGCUACAACUGUAAUUAGAACAGCUUUGCCUUUACCAGGUCCUUCUUUGGGAAAUAAUAUUGCUUUUCCUCAAGAAGCUUAUUUUGAAGUCACAAUUUUAUUUUCUCAUGGCGAUGACAAAGAAUCGGUAGGCAAGGCUAAAGAAGGUGAGAAGACUAAACUUAUACAAGAGAGUUUGAAUGGAAAAGCUAAUUAUUCAGAAUCUUUAGUCCAUGUUACAAGCAGUAGUCAUAGAGUUAACAAGUUUGAAGAGUUGAAGGUUGACAUUGAAGAAAGUGGUAAAGGUGGCGAAGCAGUGAAGCUGUCUUUGGGGCUCACUGCAGGAGGCUCUCUUCCAUCAAAACUUCCAGGCAGCUAUCCAGGAAGCAUUGGAUUCAACUCCAAUGGUUCUGUCUAUCUUGAAGGAAUCAAACUUGUGUUCGAAUCCGAAGAAGCAGAAUGGGGAAGAACAGAUAAGGUGAUUGGUUGUGGGUUUCAUCCUAAGCAGAAGAAGGUGUUUUUCACAGUAGAUUCAGAGCUGGUCCAUGUAGUCCAUUGCAAGUCUGAGGAAUUUGGGACUCCAUUAUAUCCAAUUCUAGCAGCAAACACUGACAUUUUGGUUCUGGUUAAUAUGGGCCAAAGUGUCUUCAAAUAUGGGCCUGCAAAUGCACAGAGGACACCAAAUCCUUGCUUCAUUCAACCUCCUCUAAAUUCUCCAGCUAGUGGCAUAGACUAUGAAGAUAGCACAGAUCUUUUCUCAAUGAAAUUUGACUCAAAUUACUUUAAUUCAUACACAAUCAGAGGCAGUCAAAAUGGAACUAGUAAACAUACGAAAGAUUCUGACCAUGAGGGUGAAGUUGAACUUUUUGAGAUUGUCUUAGAAGAAAGUGGAAGACCCUCAGAUGCAAUGCAGUGACAAGAAGACACAUUGGGUUUUGGUGCAUUAGAUUAUAGAUGCAUUGAUUUUGUUAGUCACAUGGGUUUGCAGAAUAUAUAUGAGUUCCAGAGAGAUUCAAAAAUCAACUUAAGUUGGAGUUUGACAUUUUGCUGUUCAUCGUCAAAUAAGAUCUUAUGCAACCUCAAGUGGCCUCAAGUGGCUUGCUCAUUUCCAGAGAGAUUGCAGAUAAAUAACACAGCUUCAUAGACUGCGGACACUUUUGUUUUGUUAUUUUCUGUAUUCAACUCGUUUUAUACAUUUUUUUUUCCCUACAAUUCUUUUCUUGUGAAUAUCAAGAUACUAUUGUUUAUUCAAGUUGUAAUUUUUGCCUUAUCACCAAUUUGCUAAUUGAAAAGAGAUAGUGAUUGUAUU
Quercus lobata is the source of this 2025-nucleotide messenger RNA. RefSeq lists its product as uncharacterized. The transcript has 2 exons. NCBI's taxonomy places the organism in Eukaryota, Viridiplantae, Streptophyta, Magnoliopsida, Fagales, Fagaceae. The coding region runs from base 229 to 1632 and encodes 467 amino acids. The record is from RefSeq and is a predicted model, not a curated record. Gene Ontology annotation, molecular function: protein binding.